Molecule: messenger RNA, 1163 nt
Organism: Durio zibethinus
Lineage: Eukaryota; Viridiplantae; Streptophyta; Magnoliopsida; Malvales; Malvaceae
Product: olee1-like protein
Source: RefSeq, a predicted model, not a curated record
AGAAACUCAACCGAGAAAAAAAAGAAAGGUAUAAUGGCAACAUCUCUCAAGGCUGUCUUCUUCCUUGCCUCGGCUCUUUGCUUCUUGUACCUCCUUGGCAUUGCUCAUGCCGAAGCUCCCGAGCACUUCUUCGUGGAGGGAAAGGUUUACUGUGACAACUGCCGCGUCCAGUUUGUAACCCGGAUCAGCAAGUACAUGGCAGGAGCAAAAGUGCGAUUGGAGUGCAAAGACCGUGAAGGCGGGCAGCUGACCUACGCCGUAGAUGGUGAGACCGACGCGUCGGGGAGCUACCAUCUUAAGGUGGAGGGAGACCAUGAGGAGGAGGUCUGCGAGGUUGCACUCGUAGAAUCAAGCGACCCUGAAUGCGCUGAGAUCAACAAGGAAAAUUACCUUAGGAAGGGUGCUCGGAUUGUCCUCACCAAAGACACUGGCAUAAGCUCGGAUCGUCGCAGUGCCAACCCUCUUGGAUUCAUGGUAAAGGAUCGUCUGCCUGAGUGCACUGAAGUCCUCAGAGAAAUCGGAAUCACCGCUGCUGGCUUCGUAUAAAGGACAUUCAUUAAUGGCAAAACAAAGUGAAAGUUCAUCUGCGUAUUCAAUAAAUUGAGCCCUUUUUUUGACAUGUCACACUAAGGACAACCCCCUUAGUUAUGAAAUGAAACUAGUACUCCUAUUUAUCAUAGUUGGUGAGUUUUGCGAGAAUAGUUUCCCAAAAAGUCUGCUGUCGUCUUCCCUCGUAUAUUUAUAUCUUGCAUGUAAUGUGCUUAUUUGUUAAAAAAAAAAACCUUUAUUUUUCAUGCAAUUCAUGUGGGAUUCUAAUAAAUAGAAAAUUUGCGUAAAUCCAAACUUGACAGAUUCUAUUGAAAUCUAGUACCAAUAGAUCACCUACUCUUCCAAAACCAAGUCUGCUCUACUUUGAGAUUGAUAGAAACACGGUUUUCCAGCCACCAAGCAAAUAAGAAAGAUGGGUUAUCAUAAAGGAGAAUAAGGUGAUCAUGAUUCUUUUUUUCUCGGGAUUAUUAGUACACAUGAUUGUGCCUAAUUUUUGUAUAUAAAUUUGAAUAACUUUAACAGAUUUGCAGUUCUAGAUUAAAAGCAUCAAAUUCGGUUUUGUUUUUUCCGGCCAGUAAAGUAGCUCUGGAAUCGUAUACGACGGCUGAAACGAG